GUUCAUUAUUCCUGUAGUUAAAGUAUAGAUAAACGUUUCCUGGUUGGUUUUACAUUUUAAAUUUAGGAAUUGAUUAACUUUGAAAAGUAGUUGACUCCUAUGAAACGCUGGAAAAGUGCAGCAAAUUCACAAUGUGAUAUUAAUAUAUAAAAACGUUUGCUUUGGAUAAAAAUCUAAUAAAAAGAUGAAUGCGACGGAGGAAUUCAAUGUCAGUUUUAUGACGACGUCAUCGACAGUACAACCAAGUCCAGCGUAUUCAUCAAUAAUCGAUAUAUAUGAACACCAUAUCCCAGUACUUUAUGUUAUCUCAAAAGCAAAGAUUCUCCUCUACAUAUUUGGAUUUCCUGCAAAUGUUUUGUCAUGUAUACUUUGGUUACGUUCGCCUUUACGUCAUUCAUCUGGAUGUUAUUUUGCCGCUCUCGCUGUAUCAGACGACAUUUUCCUGGCUCUGUCUGUUGUCCUAGAGCUUCAAAACACGUGGAAAAUAGACACCCUUAAUCUUCCAAUCGUAUGUGAGAUGUUUCCAGUAUUCUAUCUGGCCGUUCAGUAUUUAUCUCCGCUUCUUACGUUGGCAUUUACUGUUGAAAGGUAUAUUUCCAUACGCUUUCCAUUAAAACGUAGAGAAUUUUGUACAGUGAAAAGAGCAAAGUUGGUAAUUUUUUGCCUAGCAGUUUUUGUGGUAUUAGUUUCACUGAUACAAUCAUUUUUUUGGAAGUACAUACACGAUGUGUGCGAGCUCCGUGAAGGGGUGAAUGAUUUUAGAACAAACUGGAACUGGGUAACGGAAACCACAAUGUUCAUUAUAGUACCUUUCCUCAUUUUAAUUUUCAACAUUAUAGUUAUUUAUACUAUGAGACAAACAAAGAAAAGAGUUAAAAAGUUAUAUGGACCUAUUCCACCGCGAAAGCGAACAGCAAACACAAACACAUUGUUGGUUGUUUCUUUCUAUUUGAUCAUAACGACACUGCCUGUGAGCGUAACAUACAUUUUAUCCGAUCAUUUUCUAGUGUGCUGCCUAGAGCAGUUAAGUUACGAGUUUAUUGAAAAUAAUAUUGUAUGGCAGCGGCAUUUAAACUUUACUGUCGCCAGGGAAAUAGUAUAUCUCUUUGGAAUAUCUCAUUAUGCCUUUAACUUUAUUUUAUAUUUAUCUACGGGAAGAAAAUUCAGACGAGAACUAAAAAAACUAUUUAGAAAACUGACAAAAUCUUGUUCAUCAGGAGAGAGUUAGUAUAUCAUAAUCUUAUUGCAUUGGAAUCAUAUGUAUAUUCAUUGGUCAAUUUGAUGUUAUAUAAAGGCACUUUCACAGUUUACACGUUCAAAUUGUGUAAUAUUGUACAUGACCUUAAGAUUGCAUUUCCGGAUGUUAACAGUUUCAACAGUACACUUGUGUGAUAAACAGAUGCGGCAAAGCUUAAAUGUUUGCGAAAUAUACAAUUCAAACAAUAAACAUAUCGUUGU
Mytilus trossulus (common blue mussel) is the source of this 1458-nucleotide messenger RNA. Its product is annotated as G-protein coupled receptor daf-37-like. Gene Ontology annotation, molecular function: G protein-coupled receptor activity. Gene Ontology annotation, cellular component: plasma membrane. The transcript is spliced from 2 exons. Bases 185 to 1228 code for a protein of 347 amino acids. Lineage: Eukaryota; Metazoa; Mollusca; Bivalvia; Mytilida; Mytilidae. The record is from RefSeq and is a predicted model, not a curated record. Gene Ontology annotation, biological process: G protein-coupled receptor signaling pathway.